AUGGCUGCAAACACGCAACAAUUCAACACAAGAGGUAUGUCAAUGUGUCGAAAGGUUAAUGAGGUUACUUCUUCAUCACACUUGAAACUUAGGAUUGGUAAUAUGGAGAAGAUGAUGCAACAAAUGGCUGCAGUUAUCAUUCCCUCUUAUGAAAAAAAAGCUGAACAAGUGAAUGCAGUAUUCCCGAAUCAGCAGAGACAAACGUAUGAUCCCUAUUCCAACACUUACAAUCCAGGAUGGAGAGAUCACCCAAAUUUCAGCUAUGCGAAUACGCAAGCAACAGCUCCAUGGCCGGUUUUUAAUCGACCUAGUGGUUUCCAACAACAACCACAACCAACGCAAAACUCAGAAUCAUCAGAGAUGCUUGCUAUGAUGAAGAAUUUAACCACAAUGGUGCAAAAAAAUCAGCAGAAAACUGAUGGUGCAAUCAAGGAGUCGCAGAUAAAAAUGAGCACCAUGGCAGAAUAUGCUGAGAAAAGCAAAGACUCCAAGGGGCCGGUUUUGGAGAAAGAGAUUAUUGACUCUUCCCAAACUGAUGAGGUACCUAAAACAAACUCUAAACCUCUUGUUUCAACUUAUGUUCCUCUUUUACCUUUUCAUCGCAGGUUCGAUAAUGCUAAAAGGGUGGAACAAGACAAAGAAAUUUUAGAUGUACUCAAAAAGAUUCAUGUGAAUAUCCCGCUGAUAGAUGCAAUCAGGCAGAAACUCCCACCUAAAUGCAAGGAUCCUGGUAGUCUCGAUAUACCUGUUGUAAUUGGUAAUAAAAUGUUUGGAAAAGCCAUACUUGAUUUAGGAGCAUGGAUGAAUGUUAUGCCCGCAUCUAUUUAUGAGUCUUUGAAUUUGCGUCCUUUGAAAGAAACCCGUAUUGUUCUUGAACUAGCUGAUCGUUCGAAUGUUUACCCUAGAGGUAUUAUUGAAGAUGUGCUUGUGCAGGUGAAUCAACUAGUAUUUCCAGUUGAUUUCUAUGUUUUGAAAAUGGAAAGUGGGUCUGAUGCAUCUAUACCGCUGUUAUUGGGGAGGCCUUUCAUGAAAACGGCCAAAACCGUUAUUGAUGUUGACAAAGGAACGCUCACUAUGGAAUUUGAUGAUGAAAAUAUUCGCUUCAAUAAUUUUAGAGCAAUGCGGUAUCCUAGCGAUGUUCAUUCGGAUGUUCAUGCUAAUGUCUUAGACGCAAGCUAA
This is a messenger RNA of Papaver somniferum (opium poppy), 1179 nucleotides long. RefSeq lists its product as uncharacterized. The transcript has 3 exons. The record is from RefSeq and is a predicted model, not a curated record. NCBI's taxonomy places the organism in Eukaryota, Viridiplantae, Streptophyta, Magnoliopsida, Ranunculales, Papaveraceae. Bases 1 to 1179 code for a protein of 392 amino acids.